This is a messenger RNA of Sphaerodactylus townsendi, 4290 nucleotides long. It is a transcript of the gene KANK4, whose product is annotated as KN motif and ankyrin repeat domains 4. The transcript has 10 exons. Bases 200 to 3367 code for a protein of 1055 amino acids. NCBI's taxonomy places the organism in Eukaryota, Metazoa, Chordata, Lepidosauria, Squamata, Sphaerodactylidae. Gene Ontology annotation, biological process: negative regulation of actin filament polymerization. Gene Ontology annotation, cellular component: cytoskeleton; cytoplasm. The record is from RefSeq and is a predicted model, not a curated record. Gene Ontology annotation, molecular function: protein binding.
UCCCUGCAGCGAGCGAAAAGCCUCAUAAACUCGGCUUAGGAGCCGGGCUCCAGAGAGCGCUGUGUUGCCGGCCGAGGGCGGGGAGCUGCGGGCGCCGCAGCCACUGGACCAAGCGAGGGGCGGACACUGAUGGGCUGGCGCCAGCUGGGGACCUGCAGCCACGGGGCCCAGGGCGGGCUCAACUUCCUCAGGUGAUGACAUGACAUCAACUGAUCAGGCAAAAUUAUCCACAAUGGAGAGCACUGAUGGUAACUGGUCAUCAGAAACAGAGGCUAAAGAUCCACCCCAGAGUUCUUAUUCUGUUGAAACACCAUAUGGCUUCCACUUAGAUCUUGAUUUCCUGAAGUAUGUUGAUGACAUUGAAAAAGGAUAUACUAUCAAGCGGAUUCCAAUUCAUAGAAAAGCAAAGCAUCCAAAAUUUAGCACUCUACCUCGGAAUUUCAGUCUUCCAGAAAAUGGAUCCAAGGCCUAUUCGCCCUCCCAAAGUAGCAGCUUUCUCACACAGAGGAAAACCUCCUUAGGAACAGAGGAAAGUACUUUUCCUGUCACAUCCAUAGAGUCAUCAUCAUCUUCAGCCUAUCUAAAUGAGCCAAGUUACAGAAGAAAAGCUCUCUUAAUAGAGACCAUCAAACAAGAUUCUGUUAAUCUUGGAGAGGAGCCCAGUAAAUGUAGUAGAGGGAGGCCUCAGCUGCUGAGGGCAUCCAGUAUGCCUGCCACACUUCCACCAGUCCAAAAUUCUGAAGAAAAUUGGCUAUCAGAAGAUUCUCCACCAUUAGAACUUUUGCAAUCUAUGGAUGGAAAGGACUUAGAAUUUGAUUUAACUCCCUCUAAGGAAUCACUGGAAUUAGACAGCUUCAGUGAUUCUUCAUUAAUGGUCUCUGAAAAUGUAAGAUAUCUGAAACCACAAAAUAUUAUGGCAUCCUGUGCUAAUCAGAAACCUACAGAUCAAGAGACAGCUACUCUUAUGGAAGAGAAGCAAGAAGAGGAGCUUCCUAAAGAAAAGAUUCAACUCUGUGAUCUGUGGCAAAAUCAGCAUUUAAUAUCUGAAGAACUACUUGUAGUUACUGAAAGUUCAGAAGAAGCAUGUAGUGUAAGAGAGGCAAAUAACUGUCUGCUGUUAGUCCAGAGCGGACUAGAUUCUUCUGGAACUUUGGAACCCAUAUGUGAAAGCCAGUCUCAGGAGGAAACAGAACUGAAUAUAUGUGAGCAUAUACCACAGGUGAUCAAGGAGGAUGAAGUUAGCAGCCUUGUCACAAGUGAGAUGGGGGCAGCCUUGCACCUUGAGCCUUUGGCUGAUGAAGAACCUAGCAAGAUUGUAGCCUUGAAGCAUCAUAUUGCCAUUUUGGAAGAGCAGCUAAAUAAUAAAACGGAGGAACUUGAGCAGAUCCGCAUCAUUUUGAAGCAGCAAGAUAAGGAGAUCAAGGCAAAGGAAAGAAGUAUUGAGAUACUGGUAAGCUCCAAAGCUCAGCUGGAAGAGAAACUCUGUUGGGAGAGCUCCAGAGAAAUUAAACCAUCCAUGCAGGCUAGCAGUGCACUACAUUACCAUGAUGCUGCUGUGAAUACUGAAACUGUGCAUGAAAAUGUAGCGAAAGGGGCAUCUGACAAAGGAAUCAAUGUGAGCAUCAGCAUACCUAUGGAAUCUGUAGGAUGUGAUGCUCAUACAGCUAAUAAUGUGAAUAUGCAACUUGAGGAAAUAAGUGAAGAGUUUGUUUAUACAGACCAUGAAAGGGCAAGUAUCCCUAUAAGUGCUGGAGAGCAAGACUGCACAUCUUUUGGGAUGGAGCAGGUGAGUGAUGGUUCCAUUCUCAUAAUGAAGAAUAAUGUGCUGAACACUGAUGAGCAUAUUGAUAAGAACAAGUAUCAGAAUGAAGUAUACCAGUGUGGCAUGCAGUUGUCUUCUUCUAGAGUUCCAGGUGGUGGAAGAUGCUCAGAACUUGCUGAUGCAAAGGAAGAAAGAAAUGAAACUGUUUAUAAAGAAGAUUUUAAUCAAGAUUUGAAUGAUGAAGAGAACCACCCAGAACCAAUGGAUUCACCUGCAGAUCCCUCCAUAAGACAAUAUGUUAAAAAAAUCCAGGACCUUUUACAAGAACAAUGGAUGUGCCUAGAACAUGGCUAUCCAGAACUGGCCAGUGCAAUUAAGCAACCUGCCUCAAAGCUCAGUUCUAUUCAGAACCAGCUUGUUAAUUCCUUGAACUUGUUGCUCUCUGCUUACACAAUGCAAACACCAGCAGACGAGGAGAAUUCCAGCACACAAUGUCAACAGUUGGAGAUCUCUCCCAGCACAAGUCUUAAAUCUAUUAUGAAAAAGAAAGGCACUGGCUUUCAUACGGGAGGUAACAGCACCAAAAAGAACCUUCAGUUCGUUGGGGUAAAUGGUGGUUAUGAAAGUACAUCCAGUGAAGAUUCAAGUUGUGAUGAAAGCUCGUCAACAGAAAAUUCCAAUAGUGAUCCCGAAGGGAACUAUGGCAGUGAAGGGGACAGAAGGGGGGAAGAAAACAAUGAAGGUGCACAGAAAGCAUCUGGACCUUCCCUGUACAUGAAGAGAGAAGCUUCUGAUUCAGAAGGAUUUGAGAACACUAAAAGAGAAAGCACACAGCACAAGGCAGAGAGGAAAUUUAAACCAUCUGUCGAUUUUCUGAAAGGAUGUCAAAUCUUGAGCAAAAACAUGUCAGAAAUAAGGACCACCAAGGACAAAUUAUUGAGGCAUGUUUUAAGCACCAUCUGCCAGGAGUGGUUCCGAAUCUCAAGCAGAAAAUCCUCCAGCCCUGACAUUGUUGCAGCUUAUCUCCAAGAAGCUGAGGCCAUUCAUCCACAGUUACAGAAUAUAAUUGUAAAUUUAGCAGAUGGGAAUGGAAAUACAGCACUUCAUUACAGUGUUUCUCAUUCCAACUUUCAAAUUGUGAAGCUUCUUUUAGAAACAGGUGUUUGUGAUGUAGACCAUCAGAAUAAAGCUGGGUACACGGCAGUAAUGAUCACACCAUUAGCAUCAGCAGAGACUGAUGAAGAGAUGGAAGUUGUCACAAAGCUGUUGAAAGAAGGCAAUGUUAACAUAAGAGCAAGUCAGGGUGGGCAGACUGCCUUAAUUCUGGGUGUGAGCCAUGAUAGAGAAGAUAUGGUAAAAGCUCUGUUGUCAUGCGGUGCUGAUGUAAAUCUACAAGAUGACACUGGAUUGUCACCUCUAAUGGUUGCUUGUCAGUAUGGUAACACUGAGAUUGUGAAGAUUCUCUUGAUUCAUCCAAGCUGUAAUAUUGAAUUAACUGACAAGGCUGGUAAUUCUGCAUUAUCCAUUGCUUUGAAAUCUUCCCACAGAGAAAUUGCAGAGUUCCUCCAAGCCCACAUACAGCACAGUGAAUCUCUGAAUACAUAAAGGAAAAUGGAAAUCAUAUGUGUCAGAAUGAAGAAUUUAUAACAAAAGACUUAUUCAUUUAGCCAGCAUUGCAAACAAUUUAUGUGCCAGUGAUUAUAGCAGAUAACUGCUGAUUUCUCUACUUAUUGAAAAGAGGAACUAUGUCAGCCAUUUGCAUACAUUCUUAAUGGUUGAGUCACUCUCUUAAGCCUGCUUUUAGGGUUGUAGCCUAGGUUCAGUGGCACAAAUAACCCUGAAAUUGCUAGAUUAUUGCACUGCCUUUUAUUAACACUAAUUGUACUUCAAAACUCAAGUUGGCUAGUCUCUUAUUAACCUGGUAGCUGCUUCAAGCUUAUUUUAUGCCUUGCUAAACCCUUUGAUAAGGACUAUGAAGCAACUUACUUGUCCCCAGACAGUAGUUCUGUGAUUUUGAAGAGUGAUUGCAGAGUAUCCAUCAAGUAUGCAAUGUUAUAUAUUAAAGGGGAAGUGCUUUCAGUUAUGGUAACACAAACCAAAGUUUGGUCCAGAUCCAGUGAGGACAUGCAGUAUCUAUUAUGGUAUUUAAAGUAUCCUCACAGCCCUGAUGCACCAACUACCAGAGCCUGCCUGGUAAAGAAGGCAGAGCUGAAUAUAUCUGCCUCCAUGCCAAGUAAAUUCUGUCUUGAUUCCCUUAUUUUCUGCCUGGACCUUAUUUUUUGCCUGGAUCCAGAAUACCUACCAUUUGCUCUUUAAGAGUCACAGAUAUUGCCCACCCUACUAACAUAGGGCACAUGUCCUUAAUGGGGUCAGGGAACAACUACCAGUGCAAUACCACUGGUGCCUACCACCACUGGCGUAAUGCCCAUUGGGCAAGGUGGGCAGCUGCCCAGGGCAUCACCUUGUGGGGGGCAUCAAAAUGCUGGGUUCGUUUUUGGGUAUUUUAGUGGUUUUCCAUUUUUGGCCUG